AUGUAUUUUUACAUACUGCACGUCGAGCAGAUAGACGACUCAACGGUUGUUCUCCACGGGAAGCAGUUAACCGGUUUUUCCAAGGAGCCUCCCACGGAUGCAUCCGUAUGCAACUCGACGCCCGGAAGGAUACGUGUAGAAAACAUACACUCGCCAAUUUUUCUAAAGGCGGCCGAGGGCAAGGACGAAGAGCUGAAGAGGGAUGUCGAGGCGUUUGUGGGUGCCAGAGGGUCUAAGUGCGUGUUUGAAACUCUGUGGAAGGAGAAUGUGUUUUAUGCCAAUCUUGACAGAAAGACGAACAUGAUCAGGAUGAUUCCGGAGGGGAAGGUUUCUUUUGACAGCUUCUUUUCGGAUCACUCAGAAGCAAUCAUAACGGAGUUUGCAAAUCCCAUAGAGAACAUCAUCGUGUCAAGGAAGCUCAGGGGGCCCUGUGUCGUCAAAGUCAAUGGAUAUUCUGGGCCUUCUUCACAAGAGAUUGUUGUCAAGUCGCCAAGCAUGGUCCACUUUGUGUGCAACUCAAAGCUUCCCAAGCUAACCCUUGGCUCACUGGCCAUAGAGUUCAGCAGGGCAGGCAUCCUCAAGUACUCCUUGUAUGUACGGGGCGCUCAUCGCUGCGGGGCCGUGAGGUCAGCAGUCCAGGGCGAGAAUUCGGAGGCUGAGGGAAUGGGGUAUGUGCUCCACAGCACCCCGGAUGCACUGGCAAGCCAUCUUAAUGCAGCGAUGGCAAGCGAGGGCAUAGAUUGCAUAGUUUACCACAACCUGCCCAGCCUUAUUCUGAGGAAGUUGGAAAUAUCCGGGAUGGUGAGGUGUGACUUGUUUACUUUUGCAAGCGGAAACAUAAAGGGAUGCGAUUUUUCGGUUGAGGAGCUGUCGACAGCGCUGAACCUCGAGGUGUCUCUGGAGCUGAAGAAAGGUCGGGAACCCUCUGACAGCCGGCUGGGAUAUCAGCUUAGAAGACUUAUUUCCGAGUCUGAGGCAAUACUUCAAAUAUUCCAGGCCACGGAGGCAUUGGACCUGUCCAAGGAAAUGAGCGAGGUUUCUGGGUACAUUCUGAACAGGACCUUACAAAACCUGCGGGCCGAGCGGAUUGAAUACACCCUUCUCCACGAGCUGUAUGCAAGGGGGUUUCUGUUUCCUCCCACUGUCAGCCGGAGAGAGGUGAAGUACAGCGGAGGAUUGGUCCUCCCGCCGCAGACAGGAUUCUACGAGGAUCUUGUUCUUCUUCUGGAUUUCAAUUCCCUGUAUCCAUCAAUCAUCCAGGAGUUUAAUGUGUGCUUCUCGACGAUUGGGAUGUUCGAUAGAAGCAUUUCCGGGAAUAUGAGCUCCGAGCAGCUGGUAAGGCUGACUGAGGAUGCCAAGAAUUCGGAGAGAGGGUUUCUUCCUCGGAUUCUCGAGGGAUUUGUCAGAAGAAGGAAAGCAGUCAAGGACCUGUUGAAGCAGGGCGGGACACCAGAAGAAACCAAGGCUCUGGACAUAAGGCAAAAAGCACUGAAGCUGACUGCCAACAGCAUAUAUGGAUGUCUUGGGUUUGUGGGAUCUAGGUUUUGUAACUACACGAUGGCAGCAUACAUAACCAGCAAGGGCAGAGACCUUCUUCUGGAGGCCAAAAGAAUUGCAGAGGGAGAGUGUGGAGUGAGGAUCAUUUAUGGAGACACCGAUUCUGUGAUGGUGCACACCGGGCUUGCCGGAAAGAAGUCGAAUUACACAAAGGCACUGGAGCUGUCGAGAAGGCUGCAAGAUGCAAUCAACUCGAGAUACAAGAAGAUAGAGAUCGAAGUUGACAAGGUCUUCAAGAAGCUUUUGCUAUACAAGAAGAAGAGAUAUGCAGGCCUCUACAUGACAGACGAUGGCAAGGGCCGGAUUGAGUACAAGGGGCUGGAUCUGGUCAGAAAGGAUUUCUGUGAGGUCAGCAGGAAGAUAUGCAGAAUCGUGCUGGAGCUGCUGCUUGCAGACUGCGAGGAUCCAGAGACAUACAGAAGGUUCUACGAGGGCGAGCCGAAGAUGGUGCUAAACGAUGGAAGCAUCAAGAUCAGGGAAGCUGUGUACGACGAGCUUAGAAAGGUGAGCAGUGAUCUCGAAGGGAUUCCGGCCAGGGAGUUUGUCAUUCACAACACACUGUCCAAGGCCCCAGAAAGCUACGACGCGUGUGCAGCACUCCCGCAUGUUUCCCUGGCGUUGAGGCUGAAGGAAAGAGGAAUGAAGUUUGAGCAGGGAGAUGUUGUCUGCUAUGUCAUAGGGAAGGGUGACCCGGGGCAGGCAAUCCACAAAAGAGCAUAUCACCCAGAUGAAGACUUUGCUAUUGACUACGGAUAUUACAUAUCAAGCCAGAUUCUUCCGCCUCUUCUCAGGGUUGUUGGGAUAGUCAAGGGAUUUCAUGCAGGGAAGAUAGGGAAGAUAUUUGGGGUGGAAAGUGUUCCAAAGUCCGAGGUGCAGAAAGCCAUAUCUUUUCUGAGUCCUUGCUGCGAGGUUUCCCAGGAGGCAACUCUAAGGUGCAGAGAAUGCUCUAGACCCAUUUCCAGGGCAUUCUAUGCAUGCAAGGUUACUGAAAUGCUCCGGAAGGAGGUUGAGAGUCUGUACAGUGCAGAGUCUAGGUGCACAGAGUGUGGAGUGAGCUCCUACACACACAUGAAGACAUGCUUCGUCUGCAACUCGGAGCUGUCUUUUACGGCUCACAACCAAGACUUCGACGAUCUUCUGAGUAACCUCCAAAAGGUGUUUGCGGGGUGGGAGGAGAUUGAGGAGAUUGUAAGAAGGCAUGUGGCUGUUUCUGGGUACAGAAGAAUAGACUUAUUGAAGUAUUUUGAGAAAGAAAUGAAUAGAAGCCAUUGA
Messenger RNA from Encephalitozoon cuniculi GB-M1, 2829 nucleotides. RefSeq lists its product as uncharacterized. Gene Ontology annotation, molecular function: single-stranded DNA binding; DNA-directed DNA polymerase activity; DNA replication origin binding. Gene Ontology annotation, cellular component: alpha DNA polymerase:primase complex. The coding region runs from base 1 to 2829 and encodes 942 amino acids. Gene Ontology annotation, biological process: lagging strand elongation; leading strand elongation; mitotic DNA replication initiation. The record is from RefSeq and is marked provisional. Lineage: Eukaryota; Fungi; Microsporidia; Unikaryonidae. The transcript has a single exon.